Molecule: messenger RNA, 486 nt
Organism: Neltuma alba
Lineage: Eukaryota; Viridiplantae; Streptophyta; Magnoliopsida; Fabales; Fabaceae
Product: F-box protein At3g08750-like
Exons: 1
Coding region: 1-486 (161 amino acids)
Molecular function (GO): protein binding
Source: RefSeq, a predicted model, not a curated record
AUGGCCGGCGAAGGCGUCAACCCCUUUCUGCCAUUCGAGAUUAUCAUCUGCAUUCUCAAAAGGCUUCCUGUGAAGUCCAUCGUUCGAUUUCAAUCUGUCUGUAAGGAAUGGAAGAAUCUCUUCAAAACGCCAUCUUUCAUCGCUGAAUACCUCCACCACCCUGAUCACAAAAACCCUUUUCUUCUCCUCCAUGAAUUCGAUUCGGAGCGUAUGCGUUGUUCCUUACGUUUGGUUAAUCAUAAGUUGGAUGACGUUGAAGUUCUGAGCAUUCCCUCGAUCGAUUCCUUCAGACGUUAUUGGAGAAUCAUUGGUUCCUGCAAUGGUCUGCUUUGUGUCCAAGUCAGUGAUGAUGGAGGCAUGUCUCAUUGUUCGCUUUGGCUGUGGAACCCAGUGAUUAGAGAGGUCAGAGAAGUGCCCAACACACUGAAUGACUAUAAGCGCUCUUGCAGGUUAGGAUUUGUAUCCUGUAGCGCCGUCAGUGAUUAA